AUGGGCGAACAUCUGUUGUUGACGCUUCCCUUUCCGAAGCCUGAACCUCUCCUAAAGGCCCUCCAUGAAGCCUUUCCCGACAUGAAGAUCACGUACGUGCGUCAUGAGGUGACGCCAGCCGAAGCCUUUUUCAAGCAAGACGUGGACGUCCCACCCGGAAUCCUGCGUGAAGUCACCUGUCUAGCGACAUUCGGCUUCGUCCCGGAGCCUUCGGACGCGCCCAGCCUGCGCUACAUCCACUUCGCCGUCGCGGGGACGGACCACGUCUCCCACAAGGCGGCCUUCAGGGACCCAGGCGUGACCAUUACGACGUCGGCGGGGGCGUCGAGCAUCGCGGCGGCCGAGUGGGUGGUUGGGUCGGUGCUGGCGCUGACGCGGCGGCUGUUUGCGUUCCGGGAGAUGCAGGGGGACAAGGUCUGGGGGAAUGGGGUGCCGGAGGGGACGCCGUUUACGCUGGAUGGGAAGAGGAUGGGGAUUGUUGGAUAUGGAUCGAUAGGGCGUCAAGUGGCGCGUCUGGCUCAAGCUCUGGGCAUGGACAUUAUCGUCUACAACUCCCGCCCGCGCGUCACGGCAGAGGAUCGCAAGGACCGGAACUGGUUCCAGCCCGGCUCGGGAGACCCCGAUGGCUCCAUCCCGAGCGCGUACUUGCACGGCCAGUCCAAGGAGCAGCUGGCCGCGUUUCUCGCGCAGGGGAUAGACGUCCUGGUCCUUGCCCUGCCGCUGACGCCGGCGACGAAGCACCUCAUCGGCGAGGAGGAGCUCGCUGUGCUCAACGCCAGCGGCGGCGGCCCGGCCAUCCUGGUGAAUGUCGCGCGGGGGGCGAUUGUCGACCAGGACGCGCUGGUUGCGUCGCUGAAGAAGGAGGGAGGAGAAGGAGGGCUUUGGGGCGCGGCGCUGGACGUGACGGAUCCGGAGCCGUUGCCUGCGGAGAGCGAGCUCUGGGGGAUGCGGAACGUGUUUGUGACGCCGCAUGUGAGUUCCGUUGCGCGGGGGACUGUCGUGCGGGCGUUGAGGAUCUUGAGGGAGAAUCUGGGGAGGAGGCAGAGGGGGGGGGAGAUGGUGAAUGUGGUGAAGACGGGGGGCGGGAGGGUGUGA
Molecule: messenger RNA, 1095 nt
Organism: Trichoderma citrinoviride
Lineage: Eukaryota; Fungi; Ascomycota; Sordariomycetes; Hypocreales; Hypocreaceae
Exons: 3
Coding region: 1-1095 (364 amino acids)
Molecular function (GO): NAD binding
Source: RefSeq, a predicted model, not a curated record